This is a messenger RNA of Carcharodon carcharias (great white shark), 882 nucleotides long. RefSeq names its product DNA-directed RNA polymerases I, II, and III subunit RPABC1. The coding region runs from base 102 to 734 and encodes 210 amino acids. The transcript has 8 exons. Gene Ontology annotation, cellular component: RNA polymerase II, core complex; RNA polymerase III complex; RNA polymerase I complex. The record is from RefSeq and is a predicted model, not a curated record. Gene Ontology annotation, molecular function: DNA-directed RNA polymerase activity; DNA binding. Lineage: Eukaryota; Metazoa; Chordata; Chondrichthyes; Lamniformes; Lamnidae. Gene Ontology annotation, biological process: DNA-templated transcription.
AAGCCCGCGCGAGCGGAACUGACGUCAUAAACUGCGCGCAUGGAUGUUGACGUCAUAAAUCGGCGCCAACGAACGGCCGGCCGGCAGGCCUCGAGUGGGUGAUGGACGAUGAGGAGGAAACUUACCGUUUGUGGAAGAUCCGGAAAACCAUUAUGCAGCUUUGCCAUGAUCGUGGAUAUUUGGUGACGCAAGAUGAAUUAGAUCAGACACUGGAAGAAUUUCGGGGUCAGUUUGGAGAUAAGCCAAGUGAAGGGCGGCCACGACGUUCAGACCUGACUGUGCUUGUUGCUCAUAACGAUGAUCCCACUGAUCAGAUGUUCGUUUUCUUUCCAGAGGAACCAAAAGUUGGGAUCAAAACCAUUAAAAUGUAUUGUCAACGCAUGCAGGAAGAAAAUAUUACCAGGGCCAUCAUUGUGGUACAACAGGGGAUGACACCCUCAGCAAAACAGUCCCUUGUUGACAUGGCUCCUAAGUAUAUCCUUGAGCAAUUCCUGCAACAGGAACUCCUAAUUAACAUUACAGAACAUGAGCUUGUUCCAGAGCACAUCGUCAUGACCAAGGAGGAAGUUACGGAGCUGCUGGCACGAUAUAAAUUAAAGGAGAGCCAAUUGCCAAGAAUACAAGCAGGUGAUCCUGUGGCACGAUACUUUGGAUUGAAGAGAGGACAGGUGGUCAAGAUUAUAAGACCUAGUGAGACUGCAGGAAGGUACAUCACCUACAGACUUGUGCAGUGAAGCAUACUGCAUGAAAAUGACAUUGAUCAAAGAAAACUAGCAUUGAAAACUUCAAGCUGCUGCAUUCUACUUGUUCCUAACUUGAGCAAAGGGUUGGUCUUUCAGUUUGUUCAAUUAGCUAUUUUUUUAAAUAAACACUAUUUAUAAA